ACGGCAUGUCGUGGAUCUCGUCAACCUUGACUUUCAUAUGUUCUUGUUCAGCUUCCGUGCUAACUUGUAUCGUGAGGCACGCAUUGACUUAGUGAAUGGUCGAUUUCUUCAACAAAAUUCCUGGAUUGAUAGAUUGAUUUCAAGUUUGAAGUGACAGCAGGCAGGAGGCGGGUCUCUUUCCAUCUUAGUUGCCGACUGAAAAAUUUAGAUUUAGAAAAUUUUAUGAAACCAUAGACAAUGUAAACAGAGAAGGAACCGAGGUGUUUCCUUCUCCAAGUCAUCAUCCUAGAAAUAGGAGAGGAGCUACAAUAGUUAGUUUCAGUUCCACAUGAAGCUUAGCUCCUUCAAUCUUACUGUUUCAAAUGCAAGCGAGUGGUAAUACUGGUAAUUUUCUCCGAAGUCCAGGCCAAUCCUCGCCAAAUACGAUUCGGAAGCUCAGGCGCAUGAGGAAGCUUAGACACGCUACAGACGAUGAACUCGGCUUGUCCUCCGGCGAUCGGUCCUCUUCCUCUUCCGAUUCCACUCGGAAGUCGCGGUCCGCCGACCACUGGCCCUCCUUGGCCGUCCCAAUACCUCUGCCGCCGGGUUCCAAUUCCGGUCAUAGUCUCCAAUCGCCGGACGAGGGGUUUGGUUCUUCGUUAGCUAGGAAGAAAAAUUCAGAUCAUGCUACCAAAAUUUCAGACAAAAAUUUAAGCCAUUUUAUUAAGGUGAACGUUAAAAAUGUUAAUAAUAUGAGGAGCAGUCCAACAAGGGGUUUUGUAAGUCCUGCUGUCAGCCCACAUACAGCAGGUGCUGAUCUUUUUUCUUUGCCUGGCCCCGAUUCAAAAUCUUUAAGCACUCGUCGUAGGGGAUUCUCUCAUGAUUUAAAAGUUGAUCACCCUUUAAGAUCGGAUGUAUCUCCCAAGAGUGCUCCAACAAGUGUUUUCUCAAGUCCUGCUGUUAGUCCUCAAAGAUCAAGACCCAGAGAUUUCUCUCCUUCUAUCUGGGCUCCUGAAGAAAUUCAGCCUCGGUCAACUGUUGAAUUCUUAGACUCGAGUAGGAACUGUACUUCAUCGAUUUCACCAGUUAGAACAAGUGUAUAUAGCACUGAUCAUUCUCCACUUCACAGCCCCACUAUGCAAAGUCCAAAACUCAGCCCCAGAAGUCCCAAAUUUUAUUUCCCAUCGCAUCCUCAAUCACUUCCACAGCCUGAACCUGGUAGCCAUGCCAGUGCCCACAAAUUGCCUCUUCCUCCUGGAGCUUUGGCAGCGCCACAAUCAUCCAUGCUAUCCUCUGUGAUUCAUCCAGUUAUUGAAACGCCAAAUCCAUCUUCAAUGAAGAAUCAAUGGCAAAAAGGAAAACUUAUUGGACGAGGCACUUUUGGAAGUGUUUAUAUUGCAACCAACAGAGAUACUGGAGCCUUAUGUGCAAUGAAGGAGGUUAGUAUCAUCCCUGAUGACCCUAAGUCUGCUGAAUGUAUAAAGCAGUUGGAGCAGGAAAUUAGAGUUCUCCAACAAUUAAAGCAUCCAAAUAUAGUACAGUAUUAUGGAAGUGAAGUGGUCGAUGAUCACUUUUACAUAUAUCUGGAGUAUAUUCAUCCUGGAUCUAUCAAUAAAUAUGUCCGUGAGCAUUUUGGAGCUAUAACAGAAUCUAUAGUUCGGAAUUUCACCCGACAUAUUCUCUCUGGGCUAGCUUAUCUGCAUAGCACAAGGACAAUCCACAGGGAUAUUAAAGGCGCAAAUUUGCUUGUUGAUGCAUUUGGUGUUGUGAAGCUUACUGACUUUGGGAUGGCAAAACAUCUUACAGGAUUAUCGUAUGAGCUAUCUUUGAAAGGCAGCCCAUACUGGAUGGCUCCUGAGGUGAUGCAGUCUGUGAUGCAGAAAGAUGCCCAUUCUAAUCUUGCUUUGGCUGUUGACAUUUGGAGCUUAGGUUGUACUGUAAUUGAGAUGCUUACUGGAAGACCUCCAUGGGGUGAGCUUGAGGGGCCUCAAGCUAUGUUCAAGGUCUUGCAUAAAACCCCACCUAUACCAAAAACAUUAUCUUCAGAGGGAAAGGAUUUUCUCCAGCGCUGCUUUCUAAGAAAUCCUGCAGAGCGACCAUCAGCUAUGAUGCUACUUGAGCAUCCUUUUGUCCGUAACUCAAAUGAUCACAGAAUAUUUCAAAAAUGAAACUGAUGGAUAGAUCACAUAGUCCAAUAGACCGAGCUGCACAGAAAGUUGAUUUUCUACCAAACUCGCCUGGCAAACCGAUUAGAGAUAGCAAGCGGCCUUGUAAUAGUGAAACUUUUCAACAAUGUUAUACAUUUAAUGCGCUACAGCUUCUCAUCACUCUCCAUGUACUACACUUGGGAGUAAAUCACUCUUUCCCUUCAACUCGAUUCAUAAUUCACAAAGUUUUAGUCCCUCAUCAAAUGACUCUAGCAAUAUGCCCCUCGGUGCUGUGAACAACCACCCUUGUGCUCUUUCAAGGACUCAAGGAAGAGAAGUUCCACACAUCUGAAACAUGCUGAUUGAAAUAAAUUUAUUUGAUAUCAAGUCUGUCAGGGAGAGAGAAGCCCCCAAGGAGGUUUUGAUUUUGGGUGUAAACUGAGAAGAGGUUAAAAUUUAUUUAUUUAUUUAUUUAUUUCAUUUUUAACCUCUAUUUCAUACUAUGUAAACACAGGGUGUCGUGUGGGAAAUCAACAGAGCUGGGAUGAGAAAGCUAGAAAUAUCCAUGUUUGUUGCUAGUGUUUAGCCUUAGUGAUAGUGUUUAUUGUAUAAUGUAACCAGGAAGAAAAAUUUGGUGUCAUAUUUUAGUUGUGACAAACGAAGGACUCGCAGAUAUUUUAGGGAUUAUUAUUAUUAUUAUUAUUAUUCUUCCCAAUUAAAUUCAUUCUUGACAA
Molecule: messenger RNA, 2860 nt
Organism: Mangifera indica (mango)
Lineage: Eukaryota; Viridiplantae; Streptophyta; Magnoliopsida; Sapindales; Anacardiaceae
Product: mitogen-activated protein kinase kinase kinase 5-like
Exons: 11
Coding region: 363-2147 (594 amino acids)
Biological process (GO): protein phosphorylation
Molecular function (GO): ATP binding; protein kinase activity
Source: RefSeq, a predicted model, not a curated record